UCAACCUAAUCGUGAAAACCUAGUUCCCAAAUAUUUGCCUCCCCUCUGCCUUCGUGAACCCUAAUCCUCGAUCUCUUAUCUCUGUUUGGGACAAAUUCGAAUCCUUGAUCUUUCAUCCCUGUUUUGCUCAAUCGACCAGGUUCUUCGAUUCUCUCUUUUUAUCGUGCAUUUGGAGGUUCAUCUUGAUAAUAUUCUUUAUUUUAUUUGGUUGACAAAAUUCUGUUCAUAUGGUUGGAAUUUGUUUAGUCUUACUGUCCAUGGUUUGAAAGAAAUUUUCACUUGUAUUUUGGGUACACUGCAAUGGAACUUGUGUUUGUAUCAAAUGUGCGAUUAAGUAACAGCGAUAGGCUUGCUUCUAGAAGCUAUUUAGAAAAUUAUUGCUUCUAGUUUAUCCUUUUCAGUAUUGAUGUAUUAAGAAAUUGUAAUCGAAUGAUAGAUCAUUGAAAAUUUGGUGCUGAUUUUUUGAAAUCAAAGGGUGUGAGAAUUUUCUUCUCGUCUUAAUGUGGUGUCACAAUGGUUUGGCUUAACACGAGCUUGGCUGAACUUUUGGUCCAGCUAUGUAGGAACUGUGGGAUUGCCUACAGUAUUUAUGGUUGAGUGCUUCUUAGUUCUUACGUUAAUUAGUUUCUGAUGGAUAGGUCUAGAAAGUUAUAGAUUUAUUAUAAUCAAAGGGUGAUAAGUUUCUCUUUAGCUUCCAGUGCUAGGUCGAUUUAUCUUAUAUGAAUAUUCAGAGUUUUGUCACCAAAAUACAAUCAAACAUAAAUCUUUUCAUUCUUUUCACAGUCUCUCACUCAUCGCCAUAGUCAAAACCCACUAACAGAGAACACUGUAGCAAACACUUGGACAUUAAUGGUUUAUUGCAUCCUAUUGUAGUAUGUAUUUAUCUGAAAAGAUAGUCUUAUAAGCUCUGAAGUAGGGUUACUUGUAACAAACCAGGUCCAAAAAGAUAUCAUUUAUAUAUUUUUUAGCUAAGCGCUCAAUAAUUUGUCUUGUUAUUUGUGCUUUCUUUUGGACUUUCAAGUGAUAAGCUAUUCAAUGCAACUUAAUCCAUUUUUCUAUGCAAAUAUCUGUCACUGAUGGCAGAAGCAGUGUUGUUCUUUUAUCUGUUUUGGCUGUGGAGGAGCCAAUGCUUUUCAAUUUCUAUGACUUUAUGAGUCCCUAUUAAUGUAUUCUGUUGCUUAAACUAUUCUUUUGUUCUGUUGUCUCUUCAAUGUCAUGGUUUGGCAGCAUAUGUAGGUGACUAGCACUUGACCUUUGUUGUAAGAAUACCAUUGGAAAUGGGAUCCUUGAUCCUUCAUUUGCAACCUUCCAUGUUGAUAGUGAUAAAUGCAUGUUACAUAAUUCCAUAUUUGAUAUUCAGGAUUUAUCAUUGUGCUUCAUUGUGGUGAUAUACUUCACCGGAAGACUCAAUGAAGUUAUAUUGCAUGAUAAUUUGCCUUUUUUUUAUAAUACAUUGAUCUUGACUUUUAUAGAUUAUCUCUAUGUUGAAAUCCUUUGGAGUGAAUUCAACUCAAUUGCGAAUAUUCAGUAUAUUAUGCCCUCAAGAUACUUGUUUGCUGCUUUGAACUGGUCUUCUUAGUUAUGGUUAUGCAAUACUAAGGAGCAUGAUCAUCUUCAUUUUGUUUUGCUCUAAUUUCAAUAAGUGUUGUCAAAUAACGGCCAUGGUGGAUGUUGGUGGCGGCUUUUACCCAAACUGCCACAACCAUGGCGGAUUUAUGAUGGCAGCGCCAUGGUGGCUGUUAUGUGCCUGGCAGCCAUGGCAGAAAAUGUUAGUUUUUGAGGAAAAAAACAAAUGUUGGUUGAUAUUUUUUUCCAUAGUUUUCGGCAUGUGGAUUGUAUGCAGUGGUAAAGUAUAGGGUUAUUGAUGCUUGAUAGUUGUUAUUGAUGUGGAAGUGGUUUUGCUUCUGUUCUGUUGUAAUGUUUCAAAUUUUCUUCCCUCUCUUAUUGUCACCCUGAUUACAUGCUGAAAACUCUGGAAAAUAAUAUAUUAACCAACAUGUAUAGGAGAGCUGUUACCAAUGAAAAGAGGGAGUAUAUUUUUUAUGGUGAGUUAAUGGUAUUUAAUGUAGAGACAGGGGAGAGAACAAAUAAUGGGACAAGAGAUUUGAUAUCUUUCGUGGUGCCGGUUAUUCAAAUCAAUAAACAUGUGAAAAAUGUAUGGUGUUAAGAAUGUUGUUGAAGGGGAAUGCUGAAUUUUUAUGGGUAUUGCCUCUAUGACAUCAAAAAUGUUAUUUUAUGACGUUAAAAUUAUGUUCUUUCUGAUAAAGUUUUGCCUCUUAUCAACAAGCCUUUUUCAUUGGAAUGCGUCCUCUUUGUUUUAUUAUUUGGUUCAAUGGAAUAUAAAUUUUAUGUCAUGAUUUUUCAUUCAGUAGAAUCUGUUACAUUGUUUGCUUCACAAUCUGCAUAUUGAAAUGGCCAUUCGAUUAACCUAUAUGCCCUAUUUUAUGUCAUGAAUUUUCAUUCUGUAGAAUUUGUUACAUUGUUGGCAUUGAAUUUAUAGUUAAUCACAUAUUAGAUUUUGGUUGCAUUUGGGAACACAGUUUAUUAAGUGUCUGUUCAGUAAGAUCUAUUUAUAUAAAAACUCAUGCCAAAAAUUUGACCAUAAAACUUAAUGGAAUAAGCUAACAGAACUUAUUCUUAUAAGCAAUAUUGAAAAGCUUAUUGAAAUAAACUGAAAACAGCUCAUAUAAGUUAUAAGCUUUUUCUGUAAGAUCUUCAAAACACUGCCUUAUAGCAUGUUUGGGUACAAUUUUUUUUUGGCAAAAAAUUUCUCCUUUUCAAAAUAUCUAUUAGGAAGCUGGCAAAAGAAAAAAAAAUUAUUUUACUAAAAUAAGUUGAACCAAACCUGUACUUAGAUUGUACCCUGUAUUAAAAAGUAACAAAGUCAGAUUUAAAAAUUGACUGCAUCAUCUAAAAAUCUUUGAAGCUUCUUUGUCAAAACAGUGGAUUGCUGUGAACUGCAUUAUUUGGCGUUAGCUAAUGGACAAGGGGGUGCCAUCUAGCCUCUUCGUUAAUGAUGGUUCAUUCAUGGAGAGGUUCAAGCAACUUCAACAAGAGCAGGAAAAAGGGAAGAAUGUCAAAGCAGAGGAUUCUAAACCAAUUAAAGUUGUUUCAGGCUCCUUGUCUCCUAAUCCCUCCAUUACCAAAACUUCUUUGGAUUUGAAGGUUAAUGACACACGGAAAACAUCCCAGGGUGGCUCCAGUGGCAAGCUAGCUUUCAGUUUGAAACAAAAGUCAAAGCUGGUGCCACCCCCUGUUAAGUUAGUUGCUGAAGAGGAUGAAGAAGAAACAUAUGCUGGGGAUGUUUCAAAUGAUGCACCACUGAAACGGCAAAAGUUAGGCCAGGAGGAUGGCAUUGAGCAAUCAUCAAAAGAAGUUGAUGUUGCACCUCCUUCCCCAAGUGAUCCUACAGUGAAGAAAGUUGCUGACAAACUAGCAAGUUUUGUGGCUAAAAAUGGAAGGCAAUUUGAGGAUGUUACUCGCCAAAAAAAUCCUGGGGAUACACCUUUCAAAUUCUUAUUUGAUGAGACAUGUGCUGAAUACAAGUAUUACGAAUAUCAGCUUGCUCAAGAAGAAAAGGCUCUUUUGCAGUCAUGGGAAUCACAGGUGCCUCAUAACGGGGGGACAAGCUCUUCAUCUUCUAAACAGACAAGUGGUCCUCAAAGACCAUCUCAGCAGCAUACAGCUUACCAAAUUCCUGCAUCUGCUUUAUACGAAAGUGCUGACAAUCCAAGAAUUUCUGGAUCUUCAAUUCAAACAUCAUCAGUAGGAAACAGUGAUGAGCCCAGUGGUUCAACAAAUGCUGAUUCUUUGGCACUGAUGGAGUUCUACAUGAAGAAAGCUGCACGGGAAGAGAAGUUUAGACAACCUAAGCAUUCAAAAGAUGAGAUGCCCCCUCCUGCUUCCCUUCAAGGGAAAAAAGGCCAUCACAUGGGUGACUUCAUUCCUCGCGAAGAACUUGAGAAGUUCAUGGCUAGCUGUAAUGAUGCAGUAGCACACAAAGCAGCAAAGGAGGCUGCAGAGAGGGCAAAGAUUCAGGCUGAUAAUGUAGGCCACAAGCUCCUGUCGAAAAUGGGUUGGAAAGAAGGUGAGGGUCUGGGAGGUUCCAGGAAGGGUAUUUCGGAUCCUAUCAUGGCAGGUAACGUUAAGAAGAAUAACUUGGGGGUUGGUGCUCAAGAACCUGGGGAGGUGACUGCUGAUGAUGACAUAUAUGAGCAGUACAAAAAGCGAAUGAUGCUUGGCUACCGAUACAGACCCAAUCCUCUGAACAAUCCCCGCAAGGCUUAUUAUUGAACUUGACAGCUGAAGCUCCCUUUAAGUUCGUUCAGGAAAAGUAAGCUUUUGUGAACUGGUGUGUGGACUGGUGUGUUGAUAGUAGGAUUUUUUUAUUGAUGUGCUUUGCUGGUUGGAAUCUUCUGAACUUCCGGUUUGGGGCGGGGGAAGAAAGGGGGGACGGGGACAAGUGUUUUAAUGUUUAUUACAAUCGCAUUUUAUGCAACAAAGAAUAAUGUGUUUC
Molecule: messenger RNA, 4516 nt
Organism: Abrus precatorius (Indian licorice)
Lineage: Eukaryota; Viridiplantae; Streptophyta; Magnoliopsida; Fabales; Fabaceae
Product: SURP and G-patch domain-containing protein 1-like protein
Exons: 8
Coding region: 2980-4293 (437 amino acids)
Biological process (GO): RNA processing
Cellular component (GO): nucleoplasm
Molecular function (GO): RNA binding
Source: RefSeq, a predicted model, not a curated record